GUGGAGUGUUUUUGUUUCGGGAUGCAGGACAGCUAGCACGCUAGCUAACUUGGCAGGAAGGGUAGCUUACAAGCCUUACUUAACAUUAGUUUCAUUUCUUUGCUAUUUGCGAGCUGGACUAGCUUGCUAGGUAAUGAUAUGACAACUAACUGAGCAAACCUAGUCUGUUAUUAGCUAAUUUAGCAUAUUCACUGCUAUUUUUUAUAACUAGCAAGCUAUAACGGUAGUUUCACGUAGCUAAACUCAUACUAGUUGGUUGCCUUAGUUUAUCCAAUGCAGAAAUGAACGAAAGCACGUCAAACUAUUGAAGUAGCUAACGCUCGAUGGUUUGCUUGCAUGCAUCGAUAUUGCAUUAUACAGAGUGAAAAUUGUUGUCUUGUGUGCUCGCUAGCUAGCUACAUGUGAAAUAAGUCUCUAGCAUUUUAAAUGUCGCGGUUGAAUGUGACGCUGUGGUAGAGGUUAGUUGUUUACGUUAGCGGUCAGUGAUCGUAACUUGCUAGCAAGCUAAACAUAUUUUUGAUUUUCAAUGCAUUAAUAAUGCCUGCAUAGGUGUUACCUAAACCCCAAACAUGCAAGGUUGAUUUUUGCUAACUGGUCUUGGUAAUGUUAGCUCUGUUUCCAGAUAAGCGCGGGUGGUUGCCUUGGUUACAGACUGUACCGUCAGCUUGUUGCGCUCCCGCUGCUAUCUGUGUGUAUACUAGCUAGCUAUCGGAGAUGCUGAGGACAGAAGACUGACACUUCGUCAUUGUUAAACAAUAUGAAUAGCAUCGAUACAAAAUGCGGAUAAACUGCCCUUUCAGAGAGUCCGUCAUUGUAAGGAAUGGAAAAGACUCCUGAGGUAAUCAUCCGACGGCCCCCGAGUGCCACUACCAGCCACCCGGGCUGCGCCCUGCAUCACAGCCAGACACAAUGAAGAAAAUAUUCAGCUUCGCCAAGAAAAAGAAGGGGUUCUCUCCUAAUUCGUCUGACACGGGCAGUGUGCUGUCGGUCGGAUAUGAGAUUAAGGAGAAGGACUUAAGUAAGAUCCACAAAGCUGCAUCUUCGGGCGAUCUUUCCAAGCUGAAACAACUCGCAAAGAAGAAUGAUUUAAGUCAACUGGAUAAAGAAAACAGAACACCUCUACACAUCGCCUGUGCUAAUGGACACGUUGAGAUUGUGCAGUUCUUGGUGGAGAGCAAAGCCAAGCUGAACCUAUGUGACAAUCAGAACAGAUCCCCGUUAAUGAAGGCAGUGCAGUGCCAGCAGGAGCGCUGUGUGGUCACCCUUUUGGAGCACAAUGCUGACCCCAACCUGGUGGACAUCAAUGGGAACACUGCCUUGCACCUGGCUGCCCUCAUCCCCUCCAUCUCCAUGGCUGUGCAGCUGCUGGAGCAUGAAGCCAACGUCAAUGCCCAGAACAAGGACGGUUGCACCCCUCUGACUCUGGCUGUGACAGAAAACCAUGUCGAAAUGGCAGAGUUCCUCCUGAAGGAGGGAGCAGACAUGAAUGCGGCUGACCAGGGUGAAAGGACGUCUUUGAUGAUUGCUGCUUGUAACGGGCAGAUCAGCAUGGUGCGCCUGCUCUUGCGGUACAAUGCAGACGUAACGAUAAAGGACGAGAAAGGGUGGACAUCUGAUGACUACGCGGUCAUGAAUGGUCACCAUGCGUGUUCGCAUCUGAUAAUUGAACAUGGAACAAAGGGGAAGACUCAGCCAUCGCCCUCUCAUUUCGCUUCGGCUGGAAAGAAGCCGGCGGCCGUAUUGGGCAGCCCACGGCACAUGGCUCAGGCAGGCCCUGCCCUAGGGCAACCAGCCACUGACAGAGAAGAACUGCAGCUGUCAGGAGCAGCUGAAGCAGGCAAAGUUGAUGAAGAUGAUUCACAGGCAGAAUCUAUCAGUAGAGCAUCACGUAGAGGCGCUGGUGAUUCAUGGCCUUCUUCAGAUGAAGAUGACUUAGACUUCAGCCCAAAGAAAACACAAAAGCCAAACCUAAAGAAACUAAUGAGUGCCUCACAAAAGGGCAGGACUGAUGAGGGAGGGCUUUCAGAUGUGGCUUUCACCAGUAAACCAAGAGGAAACUCGCAGGAAGAGGGGGAAAGUGACAGUCCAGAGGGACAGGAAGAGGAGGAGUCUGACGAGGAAGAUGAGGACGAGGAAGAUGAAGUAGACGAAGAAGACGAGGGUGAUGAUGAUGAUGAGGAUGAUGAGGAGGAGGAUGAAGAUGCUGAGGAAGAAAGUGAAGAAGAUGAAGAAGUUGAUGAGGAGCAGGAUGAAGAGGAGGAGGAGGAGGAUGAUAUGGAGAAGGAUGACGUUGCUGUGGCUCACAUCAGGAAUGAUGGCAUUAAUGAUGAAGAGUUGCCAAGACCUGUCACAGCAGGAGCUGAUGCUGAUAUUGAAGAGGAAGCUGACGUAGAGCAGCCCCUGGUUGAAGGUCAUGACCCUCACCAGUCUGCAGCAGGUACUGACCAAGCAGCAGUGACUGAAGACCAGGAACCCAUGGAAAAUGUGUUUCGUGUGAAAAUCAGAAAUGAUAACGGCAAUGAUCAUGAAGAUGAGGGGCUUUCCAAAAAUAUAAUCAAUGAAGCUGAUAAUGGCACCCUAGGAAUCCUGGACUUUGGAGAAGAUUGUGUUGUGUCCGCCAUCAGAGUUGAGUCAGGGUAUUCGGAUGAAGAGGAAGAUCAUGGAAAUAAAGAGAAUUCAGAUAAGGACCAUGUUGAGGCAAGGUCCCCACAAGAACCAAAGGUGCUGCCUCAGCAGAACGUGGGCUGGAAUGUUCAGGCAGAAGAGCCCCCUUUUCCUGAUAUGUCUUGGGGGGAUGAUAACAAUGAGAGUGAUGAUUUGGCUCAUUCCCCAGAAGAACCUAAAGAUCCUCCUCUGCACACUGGCCUUACCCUAUCGGGGAAAAGUCCAGAGGAGCCAGUCUCUCCUGAUGUGUCUAGGAGAGAUGAAAAGGACAGAGUUGAAAACAGUGCAAAACAAAAAUUUAUAGGAAGUAUGUCUCCAGUUUUGGCAGAGCCAAACUUACAAAAAAGCUCAGACAAGACUUUGCUUGGAAAAGAGAUGGAUGAGCCCACAUCACCUGUUGAAUCCUGGGUAGAGAAAAAGGGCGUUCAUGUGAGAGCAUCCGGCCAUAGUCAUGACAUUUCAAUAUCUGGGUCCCAUAGAAAGCCAAUGACACUGCCUCAAAAGAAUGUAGGCACAAACCUGUUAUCUAAAAGGAGAGAUCAACCUUCCUCUCCUGAGUUGUCUUGGGGAGAUGAAAAGGAUGAAGAUAAUGAAGGCCCCACUUAUAAUGAUGAAGCUUUGGAGAUGCAGCCUGCAGCUGUGAUUGAAUCCAAGGCCAGUGAUUCAUGGGAUUCAGAUGAGGGGAAUUUGAAGAGUGAGCACUUACAGCCAGCUGGCAAAGUUGCUGAGCAGCAGGAGUACAGUGCUCCUGUGUCACUGAUUGUCGGCCAUUAUGAAGGCCCUUAUGAGCCCAAGGAGGAUUCUGGGAAGAUUGCAGCAGGUUCUAGUAAGGCAAAUGAGGAGAGGGUAGAAUCCCCGUGCAUGAGCGCUGAGAAGCAGUCAGAGUCUGAUAUUGACUGGGGAGAUGAAAUUUCCAAUCAUGAACAAUUACCUCAGACUGCCAUUGAUGAUGUUGAGCUUGAUCCACCUCUUGGGGAAGAUCUUGAGGGGCUAAUGGUCAGAGCCACCGAAGAUAAACGAGCCACAAAUUUGAAAAUUUAUAAUGCAGGAGCAUCUAAGGAUGGCAUUUCCACUGAAGACGAUGAGGAAGACGAGGAUGAAGAAGAUGAUGAUGAUGAAGAAACCAAAGAGGAUGAGAAUGAAGAGAACAAAAAUAUAGAGGUUCCUGAUAUUAAUACAAAUGCUCAGGAUGGUCAGAAGUCACAUGGUGCCAGUGUAAAACAGAAAAGUGAACCUUCUAAAGAUGUCAAAAGAGAUUUCCUGUCAGAAUUGGGUCUGGAGGGAGGAGAGGAGGAGGAGGAUUCGCCCUGGGACUCUGAGUCUGGCUCUGACAGUCCAGGGAAACUGCAAGGUGUGGCCCACACCCCUGUGAAGGCACAUAAAGUGAUGGCCAGCAUUUCAGAGGAGAAAAAUGAAGACCCCUUUUACAUUCCUUCUUUCUUAAGAGGAUCAAGACACUGUAGGAUGGCUAAUCUAGAGAUUCCAAGGAGAUUAGUCAGGACGGGAGACCUUUCAGCUCCGGAUUUGCAAGAUGGUGGUUUGGAAAAGAAGCCAGUAUUAAAAGCUCAGCCAGCACCUGUCUUACCCAAACCAGCUGAACCUAAAGAUGAUGCUGUCAAAAACAAAGAUUUAAUGGAAGAACUUGGUUUGGAUGAUGCUGAUGAUCUUGAAGAUGCUUCGGACUGGGACACAGCGAGCACCGCCAGCCGGACCAUCGCUGGGCGCAAGCUGGCCUCGCCCUCGGGAGAGGAGCCCGGCGAGAGGCCGCCUGCCGCUCAGAGCAAAGCCCAGGGUCCCCCUAGCCCGACGGCCCGAACCCCCCCACUGCCCAGCCCCCGUUCCUCAAACCCCUCCACAACACUGCAGCCUCAGCCACAUCCCCGUGCCAGGAGACUUCUACCUGCCAAAGCAGAGAGCGAGGAAGAGUCUGACUGGGAUUCAGAAAGCGGUACCCCUGCCUCUAGUCCGAGAAAGACUGGAAAACUACAGCCAAAUCUGCCUGAAGAUAAAGCCAUAUCUAAGCCAGACAUCCUGCCGCACCCACGUCAGCUCAGCCCUGAGGAUGGAGGGAGCAGAGGCAGUGUGGAGUCAAAGGAGGAGCCGCACAAGGAGAGGCAUGCCGUAGAUACCUCAGGGUUAGACGUGAGUAACCCCACCCACGUCACCCCUGGGGAGUCGCACAGUCGAUCGACUCAGGAGGAAGAGGGCACCAGGACAGGAGAUAAAGCUAGCGAGCCGUGGGAAAAGCGCUAUGAGAAGAUAUGGGUGGAGAUCGAGAAGAGGGAGGUGAAAUCACAGUUCAAGAGCGUCGCGGCUGAGCUAAAGGAGAAGUUCGGAGAAACGCAGAAGGAUGCCGGCGGGCCCACCCUUGACGCGGGCAGCGGAGAGGAUGAGGAUGAGCAUGGGGAGGGAGAUGCUCCGUUCAGGACAGCGGAGGAAGAGUCCAGUGAGGAAGAGGAGAUAAUUCGACCUGCUGCCAGAGCUAAGAGCUUAGUCCUGCUGCCCAUUCCUGAACAGAGAGAAUCAGGGCUGGAGGACUCAGCGACUGAGCCAGCAGAGAGCCCUCAGUCUGAGAGGAGAGCGCGGCGAAAGUCUGGCUCACCACAGGACCCUUGCAGUGCUGAGAGCAGCCAGCGGGGGGAGCCUGACCGCAUUACAGAAAAGCAGGAGAACAAGCAAUUUCCUGCUCUGCGCCUACCAGGAAGUGACCUCAAAGACAGUGACACUGACCUUGAUGUUGACGCUGGGAACUGCGGCAAAAGGAAAAAAGAACUUGACUCUGAAGAAAGCUCCAUUGGUGAACCCAAACUCAAACUCCACCCCAGCAAGGAGUCCAAACUGUGCGCAUCUGCUCAAAGAACACACAACGAAACCGAAGCAGAGGCGGAGGAUUCUGAACCAAGCCCAUCCCCCUCCCUGCACACCAACCCCUCAGCCUCCCUGCGCUACUCUGACGAGGAGCUGGAGGAGGAUCGGCACAGGUUCCAGCGCGAGGUAGGGAAGCUAAGGGUGGCCCUCCUGGAUUUGGAGAAGGAGAAGGCGCAGCUGCGGAAAGAGGUUGGCACGGAAAAGAAAAGCAUUAUUUCCGAGGUGCAAAGACCAGGUGGAUUGUGGGAUGGUGAAGGCUCAAGCAGACAGUCUGUGCAGGAGUCACAGGUGGUGAAACCUCCUCAGACCAGCCGAAAACAGCAGCUGAGUGAGAAGGGAAAUGGGGUCACUCCAAAGGACAAGACCAGGGAAGGUCUUCCACAAAGGGAUUCGCCUAAAAGUCCAAAGAGUGGCAGCACGGCCUCGAAGCAGGAAGGCGACGGUGUGAAUACAGGCGAAAGGAACGCUCAGCGGCCCCCGCCCAGGCCCCGGCAAGCGGCCCACGCUAAUGGAGACCCCCUCUCUGUGUUUGAUGAUAGUACUGUGAGCGAGACCUCGGAGGAUGAUGGAAGGUCUGCAGCCGCAGGAAAUCGUGGAAACAAGGAGGCCAGUGAGAGGGAGAUGGCAGAUGACUUGGAUGAGCUCACUCAGUCCUCCGACACCCCCACCGAGGACGAGGUCUCCCCCACCUCAGGGUACCGCAACGCCUCCCUUCUCAUCCAGCAGCUUGAUUCCUCCUCAGUAGACUCUGUGAGCAUGGUGAAGCUGCAGAACAUGUUCCACGAGUAUGAGCGGACCAUCCAGCGAGAGAGGGGGCGCUAUAGUCUGCUGGCAGACAAGGUGUCCCGGCUAGAGAAAGACCGGGCGGAGCUGCGGCGGGCCCUGGAGGAGACCCGGGAGGGCCGGUCCGUCCUGGAGCGCCGCCAGGUGGAGCUGGAGACUGACCUCAAUAACCUCAAGUUUGCUCUGAAGCAGGAGCAGGAGAAGCACAGGAACGCGGCCAUGCUGUACGACAAGAGCCGGGAGCAGCUCCGCAAGAAGGAGGAGCAGCAGCGGGCCGAGGCGGAGGAGCGGCAGAGGACGGAGCUGGCCAUGAGGAACCUGGAGCUGGAGAUGAGGGCGCUCGUCAACAACAUGAAGCAGCUGGAGGAGGACCGCAACGAGGCCCAGCGGAUGCUGAACCAGGAGCGGAGCGCCCGGGCGCUGCAGGAGGGCGUGCUCAGCUCCCACCUGCGCAAACAGAAGGAGAUCGAGGAGGAGAACCGCCGGAACUUCAACAAAAGCAGCGAGGCCAUGUCCCAGCUGUCGGAGGCCAGCGACCGGGAGAAGGAGCUGAUGCAGCAGAGCCGCGGCCUGCAGGAGGAGGUGACGUCGCUGCAGAUGGAGCUGGAGCACGCGCGGUCCCACAGCCGCCAGGAGGAGGGCCGCCUCUCCGAGGAGAGCGAGGCCCUGCGGGAGCGGCUGGAGGACGUGCGGCGGGACCUGAAGCUGAGCGAGGAGGCGCUGGCGCAGACCGUCUUCCAGUGCAACAGCCAGCUGAGCGGCCUGAAGGCCGAGGCCUCGGUGGCCGCCGCCAAGCUGGAGCACGAGCGCCAGGCCCGCGAGAAGCUGGAGGCGGAGGCGGAGUCGGCGCGGGCGCGGCUGGCCUCCGCCCUCCAGGAGGUGGAGCGCAGCCAGGCGGGGCUGGCGGAGGCGGAGCGCGCCCUCCAGCGGGAGCGGGACGAGCGGCAGCGGGCGCGGGAGAAGCUGGACGCCGAGGCGGCCGCCCAGCGCGACGCCAUCCACGGGCUCUCCCAGCGGCUGGGCAAGGCCGAGGCCAAGGCCAACGGCCUGGAGAACGAGUGCCACCGCUCGGCCCUGGCGCUCACCGAGAAGACCCUGCUGCUGGAGACGGCCGAGCGCGAGCGCGAGCAGGCCCUGGCCCGGCUGGCCGAGCGCGACGCCGCCCUGCUGGCCGAGCGGGAGCAGCGCAGCAAGGCGGCGGCCAGGCAGGAGGCGCUGCAGGAGCGGCUGGGCCAGGCGCAGAGCGAGAACAUGCUCCUCCGCCAGCAGCUGGAGGAGGCGCACAGCCGGGGCGCGGUGAAGGAGCGCGCCGUGUCGGACGCGCAGGAGCGCUUCGGCGACAUGCUGGCCAAGCUGCGCUCCGACAGCGAGGAGCGCGUGCACAUGGUGGAGGAGCGGAGCCGGGAGCUGGCCGAGAAGAACACGGAGCUCCGCGAGCAGGUCCGCAAGCAGGAGCAGGAGAACGCCGAGAGAGAGGCCAAGCUGAGGCAGCUGCAGCAGGAGCUGGCCGACUCGCUGAAGAAGCUGUCCAUGUCCGAGGCCUCGCUGGAGGUGAACACCCGUUACCGUAGCGACCUGGAGGACGAGAAGCUGCGCCUGCAGAAGGAGAUGGACAGGCUGAAGGGAAAGCUGCAGGAGAGCGAGGAGCAGUUUGUCCAAUCGGAGCGAAGGCUCCACAGCUUGAAGAGCACCCUGGACGACAAAGAGCGAGAGAUCAUCGCCUCGUCUCAGAAACUGCAGGAGGUCCUCUCAGCUUCCACGGCGGCAGAAAAGACAAUCAAGCAGCUGGAGGAGGCGGUGCAGCGUUUGGAGAUUGAGAACGCCCGGCUAGAGGCCGCCGCCAAGCAGCAAACCAACAGAAUCGAGGUGCUGCAGAAGGGAGUCCAGGAGGCCGCACUGCCAUCAGAUUCAUCACCUGGCGGAAUGGUGAGGAACCGUUUGGAGGGUUUGGUCACAGACCUACAAGGAGCAAAGAUUAAUUUGGAAGAUCAGCUCAGUCGAGAGGUCCAGAAGCAGAGUGUGCUAUCCCACAAUGCACAGGGCUCGCACCAGUUGUGGGAGGAGGAGCUGAAGAGCCGCUCCAGGCUGGGCCUUCGAUUGGCUGAGCUAGAGAAGGAGAAAGAAGAUCUCUCAACUCAGAUGGAUAUUGAGCGAAAGAAGGUGAAGAAGAUCGCAGAGCAGAAAAAGUCUGUAGACGUCAGACUGGAGCAGGAGAUGAAGCGAAACACAGACCUGCAGAAAGAAAUGUACAGGUUGAGGACUCUGGUGAAAACUGCCAAAAAGAAGCUACGGGAGCAGGACUCGGGGGACGUGGCCUCCCCCCUCAGCAGCCUCCGAGGGGAGAUGGGCCACAGACAGAUGGACGCGGACGCCGCCGUCGGCAGGAUGAAGGUGGACGAGCUCUCGCUGCAGCUGGAGAAGGAGGCUCUGAAAUGCAGCCGGCUGGAGGCCGUCAACGGCGAGCUGAAGGAGCAGCUCUCCUCCCUCAGGAGCCUGAGCAAGAGCCACGAGAGGCUGGAGAGGAGCAAGAGGCAGCUGGAGGAGGAGGUGUCGGGCCUGCGGAGGCAGAUGGAGACCAGCAUGAUGGACCAGAGCCAGGCUGAGCAGUACCGCCGUGAAACCGAGGAGCGGGCCCGGCAGGAGAUCAGACACAAGCUGGAGGAGGUCAACCUCUUCCUGCAGACACAGGCAGCCUCUCAGGAGGCUCUGGAGCAGAUCAAAGCAGCCAAUGAGGCGAGCCUCCGCAGCCAGCUGGAGCAGCGAGUCCGGGACCUGGACAGUGAGCUGAGCCGGCUAAGGACCAGCCAGCAGGACAGCCUCUCCCAGAGGGACUCCACCAAGACCGAGCUGGAGCGCUACCGCGAGCUCUACGCCGAGGAGCUUCGGCUCCGCAAGUCCCUGGGUGCCAAACUGGAGAGGUCUAACGAGAGGCUAGCGGAGGCUAACGGCAGGCUGUUGAGCGAGCGCCAGCGCAGCAAGUCCCUCAUCACCAGCGGUAUCGUCAACGGCGGCCUGGCAGGGCCCUCCCUGGACAUGGGCCCGCUGGGCUCUGUGGGGGCCUACGGAGCAACGCUGGGGCCCCUCAACAGGAGCCUGAGCCUGGGGGGCAGUUUCCUCAGCCCAGUGGGGGAAGGACACAACAGCAGGGUGGAGGCCUACCUGGCCAAGAUGCAAAGUGAAUUGGAGAAGAACAUAUCAAAGGAACUGGACCAUGCCGCGGCGGAGCUGGAGGGGGGGUCGGCACGCCUGUCCCCUGUGGGCUCAGCGGCUGGGUCGCAGAAGACCCUGAACGUGGACCAGGACCCGGUGACGCGUGCCACUCAGCAGUACCUAGAAGUCUUAAAGAAAAACUACAUGAUUUGACACUACAGCCACCCUCUCCCAUCCUGUUUACAUCCACCCAAAUGGGGACGGCAGGUAUUCCAUCUGCCAUGUUUUCCCCUUGUACCACAUAACGGCCAUCACCCGCUCCCUUUUCAUUUCUAGAGGUGGCAUAUGAGAAUGAUGCACGCUGCACUUACUUGCUCAGGAGCAAACCACGUCCAUUUUAAUGUUGUUGAAGCCAUAUUUUUGCAUUUGUGAUUAAUGUGGUUCUAUGGAGUACCACACUUUCAGAAUAAUACUUUUUAAACUUUCCUUGAAAACAUUACAUUUAUUUCUGCAGUGUAUAUAUAGUUUAGUCACAUUUAGUGUGAGGUCAAGUUUUGUCCUUAACUUUGAAUUUAAAAAAAGAAUUAAGUGUGACUGUUCUUGUUACUUAUGAAAGUGGGAUUCAGUAGUAUCCAAAAAUUUUAAACUAUUGAAAAACAAAUUGCUUAAAUUUGCCACCUGGAGUUAUGGCGUUUAAAGAGGUUCAAUUAGGCUUGUCCUCAAAUCUGUGGUAGUUUGUGUCUGAAAUGCUUUUCUUUGCUCCAAGAGUAUUAUAAUGUAUCUUGAAUUUUAUUGCCAAGUCGGCAGUUUUUAUGUUACAUUUGGUACAUGCCAUGAAAUGGUGCAAUAUGUUUUUGUCAUGUUUUGUAAUGACUAUUCAUAUGAGACGCCUGUUUUUUUUAUUUUUAAAAAAAACAUAAGAUUUACUUGAAUGAGACAAACUUAAAUGAUUGUCUGUGUAUUUAUCCAGGGUAUAGAUAUUGUAAUAUGUUUUGUUCAUUAUAUUUAAGGUAGCCAUUUUAAAACUAAUCUCAAAGAAAGAAACACAGCUAAGACCCAAUGGGGUUCUUCCCAUUAAGUUUAUACAAGUUGCCAGGAUAAAAUGUGCAUCUUUGCAGCACCUAAAACAUGUAGUGAGCUCCAUAAUGUUUGGGACAAAGUUGGGUGAAAUGUACAUUCUCAGCUUUUAGGGUAUUUUUGUAUACCCUUUGGUUUUACCGUGUGGAAAUUUUAGAACUUUUUAUACAUAGCCCCCCUAUUUCAGGGCACCACAAUUUCUGGGACAUAUUAAUGAUAUGUAAAUGAAAAUAGUCAUAGGUUAGUACUUUGUCGCGUAUCCUUUGCUUGCAAAGACUGGUUUAAGUCUGUGACCCAGAGACAUCCCCAGCUGCUGAGUAUCUUCUCUGGUGAUGCUCCGCCAGGCCUGCACUACAAUAAUCUUCAGCUCCUGCUUGUUUUGGGGGCUAACUGUCUUAAGUUUUCUCUUCAGCAUAUGAAACAUAUGUUCAAUUGAAUUCCGAUUGGGUGAAUUUUCCAGUUUUUGGCUUUGUUGCUUUAGCAGUAUGUUUGAGAUCAGUUUCUUGCUGUAGGAUAAAGUGCCGUCCAAUGGGUUUGGAGGCAUUUGGUUUAACUUCAGCUGGUAAGAUGUUUCUGUACACUUCAGAAUUAAUUCUCCUGCUGCUACCUGCAGUUGCAUCAGUGAAGACAAAUGAGCCAGUAACUGUGGCAGCCGUCCAUGCACAAACCAUAAUGCUCCCACUACAUUUCACAGAUGCGGUUUGGUGCUUUGGAUCUUCGGCUGUUCCUUUUGUCCGCAAGGCCUUUUUCCAGAACUCUGCUGGCUCUUUUAGGUACUUUUUAGCUAACUUUGACCUAGCGAAUCUGUUUUUGCAGAUAAAUACUGGUUAGUGUAGUUGAAGUUUGCAUCUUGCAGUGUAGCCCCUGUAGUUCUGUUCCUGACAUGUUCUGGGGACAAUGUUUCUGAAUUGUCAGACAGCUUUUUGGGGCUUUUGCUUCAUUAUGGUGAGGCUUUUUCGGUCAUGAACUGUGGAGGUCUUCCUUGGCCUACCAGGCCCAUUUUGAUUACUGAACUCACCAGUGCUCUAUCUUCUUAAUGAUGUUCCGAACAGUUGAUUUUGGUAACACUAAGGUCUGUCAAAUGUCUCUGACUUUUUUUCCCCCUCACCCUCAUAAAGGCUUCCUUGACCUUCAUUGGCACAACUCUGGUCCUCGUUGACAAAUGCAAAUGACUCAAAACGCAAUCAAAAGCCUAGAAUCAAGACUAGAUACUGGAAGCUCUCUUAUACCUGCACAAAGGAAGAAAUUGAACACACCUAAUCAGGAACACCUGUGAAACCAUUUACACCUGUGGCUUAAAAUAUGGGGACUAUAUAUAAAACGCUGUAAUUUCUACAUGGUGAAACCAAAAUGUAUAAAAGUACCCUUUUUUGAAAAAAAAAGCUGUGUGCACUCAAACCACAUUUGAAUUGUUUGAUUACAAAUCAUUACAAAUCUAAAAUUGUGGAAUACAGAGCGUUAAGAAAUUAUGUCUUUGUCCCGAACGUCAAGCUCACUGCAUACGUGUGUGCAUUUUCAGGGUUUUAUCAUUGAAGAAACUGUUGGGUUUGGGAAUGGACACAGGUCUGUAAUGUGAUGGUGCGAUUGUACAGUCUGGUGAAAAGACCACACCCUGGUAAUAACCCAAGAGCUGAUAAGUCUCUCACAGAGCCACUGUAAACUUGACAUGUCUCAUUGCUGCACUGGGGCAAAGCCUAAUUGUAAAUGGUCAGCUGUUUCUCCAUACAUAUCUUUGUAUUUUUCGAUUAAAAAGGUUAAAUAAAUAAACUGAGUCAGUGCAAA
Anguilla rostrata (American eel) is the source of this 12324-nucleotide messenger RNA. RefSeq names its product ankyrin repeat domain-containing protein 26 (gene aard). The coding region runs from base 910 to 9678 and encodes 2922 amino acids. The transcript has 44 exons. The record is from RefSeq and is a predicted model, not a curated record. Gene Ontology annotation, molecular function: protein binding. Lineage: Eukaryota; Metazoa; Chordata; Actinopteri; Anguilliformes; Anguillidae.